Molecule: messenger RNA, 2170 nt
Organism: Botrytis cinerea B05.10
Lineage: Eukaryota; Fungi; Ascomycota; Leotiomycetes; Helotiales; Sclerotiniaceae
Exons: 9
Coding region: 87-1898 (603 amino acids)
Source: RefSeq, a predicted model, not a curated record
GGGUGGUUCAGUUUCUCUAGUAAAUCAAGCCCAUUGAGUCUUUCCUCUUCCUUCUUUCUCCAUCAACUCAUCAGAAUCUCGCAAUCAUGGAGCAUGAAUGUGAGCAACAGCAUUUCACGCCCUUGGUCUUUACCUCUCACACGGGAAAGGUCUUCCAGAUGGAAAUUGAUGAUUUUGCACAAUUGUCGCCGAAGCACGGCAGAUCCAACAGUGUGGUAUCAAUCAUUGAGCUAAGAGCUUCAUCUCCAUCUCCAAAAAUAUCUGUCCUAGGAGGUUUUGAUGGUCAUGAUUCCGAGACUCCACAACCUCCAAAAACUCUGCCUUCACAUCAGCUGAAACGUUCUUCAUGCGGAGGCUCCCCUCUUAUUUCAUUCGCGACAUCUACACAGACGAGUGAGAAAAUGGAAAAUUCAAGCAUCAAAUCAUCGUCAUCUCUCAAAAAGCAACCGGAAAACUCAUUGUGUGAUGAUUUCCGGGAGGGUGAGGAAUUCGAUGUUUGCAAAGCUUAUAUGGUUUACAAUGAAUAUGGCGAACUGGUUGAUGCUCAUAGCCAUCUUCAAACCAAAAAUACCCAAGAUUUGUCAGUCACAGAAAUACUGAGAUUGAUCAAAAAAGCAUACCACCAUGAUUUUAGAGCAAGAAUGAACGAUAUCGAACAGAUCAAGGGCCAAAGCUCAUUGAGCUCAGAAAAGGGCAACUUAACAUCAGAGGAAAAAUUGUCAUACUGGGAAUACAACCCGAGCUCGUCGACGAAGACUACACCAAUCACUGGAGAGCUGCAGUCUCGAUCUGUUCCUGUUUACCAAGGACCACCUCGGGUUUUGGAGAUUGGGUGCAGCGAUGGGAGUUGGUGUUUCAAAGUUAAGGAAGACCAACCAGAUUGGACUGUGGAGGGAAUCGAUGAGACAGACCACUGGUCUUGUGUACAAAGAGACAUUCAACUUAAGGAUUUCAUUGUCCCGACUCCCGAGAUGGACACGUCCGAUUAUUUCAGUCGUGUCAAUUCUUCACAAACUCAAUCUGCCCCUGCCUUUAAUGUUCGAAACCUCAAUUGCCUACUAGCGCAUUCAGAUCAUAUUCCGCAUAACCUAUACUCCUUUAUCCGCGGAAGAGAUGUCUUCGACAGAGUUGAGAGUUACAAGACAUUUUUGGAUGAUGUUCGCUUAAUUCUCCAACCUGGUGGAGUUGUGGAAUUUUUGGAAGUUGACUCUAGACCAAGAUCAAAAUUGUCAGGUUAUACUACCGUGAAUCGUGAUGAAUAUCACCAGAGCAUACCCCAAACUGACUGGACUGAUAAUAUUGCUGAUCGCCUCAGGCGACCAUCUUACGAUAGCGAACUUGCAGAUACAGUACCCGGUUGGAUGGAAAGAGUCAUGGAACGCCAUAAGGCAAUAUUGCGCCCACGUGAUGGAAUUCCUGCAGUCAAUCUGAAGUCUUGGCUAGAAGGAGCGGGAUUCUGGGAUGUUAAAGAGAUUAUUCAUAGACUACCCGUAGGAGGAUCUACAACUACCGGUCAACGUCUAAAGGACUUCAUUCUAUACCAGGUUGGGCUCGAGAACGAUAUACCACAGCUUCGCGAGAGGUUAUUACCUGUCGAGGUCGAGGAGAUUGAGAGUGGUAAUUACUACCUCACCUUGCACAUCGUAACGGCACGUAAACCGCGCUGCCCCCGAGCUGGCGAUCUUCUCUUAAAUGGCACCAGAGAGGAAAUGACGGAUAUGAAAUAUGAUCAGAUGGCUAGAGUCAAUGAAUUGCCAGUGAAGAACCAAGCAGGGUGGAAAAGGUUAUUCCAAUUCGAUCUCGGUCGCAUUUCCGAAAUGAUGACAUCAUUCGAUGAACAUCACCCUGGAAAUAUCUCACUCUCACCACCACUCUCUCAAUUACGAGACGGGGCUUGAUUUAAGCCAGAGUGAAGGCGGUGCCUGGAUGAAGUCGGGAGAAAAGAUAGAGGUUGAAUGAUGGCAUGACAUGGUUAGAGUGAGAAAGCGAGCGUAUGGUUUGUCUCAAUGACUCCUCAAUGGCUAGAUUAUAUAAGCUAUGAGAAUUGUACUGCAGAGUGUUUGCUUCCAUUAUAUACAAUUGCAAUCAGACAUUUGCAUCUUCUAGCUCUUGACAUUUGGCCAUCCAAUGAUACAAUUACUGGUUUCAACUAGAGAUUAGUAACUGGCCA